AACGCUGAACCAACAGUUCGAAAGUGAAAGUACCAAGAUAAGGCUCAACUUCAGUAACAUUUGUAUUUAUUAUAAUGCCAGUGGAUACAAAUGGUCCUGGCAAAGAUCUUUCAAAUUGCUGGCUCUGUGUAUUUGUUUUAUGUUUUAACAUAUAUACCGAGCAUAAUUUGUUCAAAAUUAGAACCUAAUGAAUACAGCAAGCAGAAUCUGAACGGAAUCCGAAUACGUACUCACUACAUGGCCAUCGAGUUCGGCGAAGAAGACCAAAAAAAGCUAAAAGAUGCUUUGGGUAGUGUCAUCAGAAGAAUAUCCACCAUACUUAAAGUAAUUCCAAUUGAAGGACAUUUAGUGUUGAAAAGAAAAGGAGGGUGCUUUAAACAAUGGACAUAUGGGAAAAACAAGAAAAGAUGUAGAUUUUAUGACAGGAAGUACCCUGCCAUUGGAGAGCUCUGUAAUGAUGAGAUUCAGAUUCCCAAUGCACACCUAUCAGAGCUGUCAGUGUGGGGAGAGACAGAGGACGUGCCUCUGGAUGUGAGGUACCCCCAAGGAGAGGGUCUGGCAGACACAGAUUUUCUGGUGUAUAUCCAAGCAGUCAGCUCCACUUCUUGCUUACAGGGUGGUUCCAUAUUGGCACAUGCUUCCUAUUGUUACCAAGACAACAGAGGACGCCCAGUAGCAGGGUACAUCAACGUCUGUCCUCAGAAGAUGCCAAGCUUUGCGCUGGACAGAAUCAAAAUGAUUUUACUUCAUGAAAUGCUACAUGCACUUGGAUUCACAAAACGCCUGUUUGAAGAUUUCAGACAAUGCUCAUUAAAAGAUGAUUUAUAUGGUCUUUGUAACAACUCGCAAAUCAGGAACAACCCUGUACGGACAGUAAAUGGGGUCUCACGGCUUUUAACACCAGCUGUCAAAAGGGAGGCCAUGAGGCACUUUAAUUGUCAGGAAGAUAAGUUUGGACCAGCUCUGCAGGAAGAGAGAGGUGUACUAUCUCACUGGGACAGUUACCAGAUGUUUGGCUCUAUCAUGACUCCUAGUCCUGGUCCGCCACAUCUGAGCUUCCUUGACCGGAUGACCAUGGCCGUUUUUGAGGACAGUGGGUGGUAUGAGGUCAAUUACAGUCAGGCCGACGUUUAUCACUGGGGCGAAGGUGAAGGGUGCAAACUGAAUUCCACAGAACAUGCCUGUAUUCCAGGAGAACUUGGUUGUCAUUUUCUACACAAAGAUAAAGCAGUUUGUAAAUUCAUCACUAAGGGAGACUACCCAGUUUUUAUCCCAGAUCCAGGGAUGGAGUGUUCAAAACAAGACAACUCGAGUGUUACAUCUAGUUUGGAGAUCUACUCUAGUCAGAGUCUGUGUUUCAUAUCAAACCUAACAACACAGAAUGCUUCUCUGAGAAUGACGGGACAGUGUUAUCAUCACCAGUGUGUAAAUGGUGUGUUACAUGUCAAACUGAGGAGUACAGGAUGGAUGGAAUGCCCAUAUGGAAAAUUUAUCCAGGUGGAGAAUCUAACGGGUGUAAUUCUUUGUCCAUCUAGAAAAGACAUUACAUGCCCUGAUGAUGUCAGUGGCUUAUCAAGCAUUUCAACGUCAACAGUAUCAACUCUAGCGUAUGUCCAAAGAACAACACCAGCCUCACUCUUUCACGCUUCAGAUGCUUCAUGUUCAAACGCUUAUAUCAGUUUGAUUGUUAUUUUUAUGCAUUUUGUACUUUCAGUAAUAUAAACUCUUUACACAAACAAA
Molecule: messenger RNA, 1740 nt
Organism: Ostrea edulis (European flat oyster)
Lineage: Eukaryota; Metazoa; Mollusca; Bivalvia; Ostreida; Ostreidae
Product: ciliated left-right organizer metallopeptidase-like
Exons: 14
Coding region: 91-1722 (543 amino acids)
Biological process (GO): cell adhesion; proteolysis
Cellular component (GO): cytoplasm; membrane
Molecular function (GO): metalloendopeptidase activity
Source: RefSeq, a predicted model, not a curated record